Humulus lupulus (European hop) is the source of this 704-nucleotide messenger RNA. RefSeq lists its product as uncharacterized. The transcript is spliced from 2 exons. The record is from RefSeq and is a predicted model, not a curated record. The coding region runs from base 131 to 535 and encodes 134 amino acids. Lineage: Eukaryota; Viridiplantae; Streptophyta; Magnoliopsida; Rosales; Cannabaceae.
CUUAUUUAAGCCACUGCUCCAUACCAGAGAAAACUCGCCCACCCAUAAUAAUAAUAAUAAUAAUGAUUCAGGCACAAAUCCGUUUGUACGGAGCGAGGGGGGAAGUUCUUUAAAUUUCCUUUUUUAAACAAUGAAAUUCUUGGAGUUCGUUUCGUGCUGCGCACCAGCGGCGACGUGGGGCCGGACGGUUAGGCACCAGCCUAUUCGGAGACCGGAGGAGACUAGGUCGCUAGUUGAGCCGGUGCCGCGGAAGCGACGGAGAAGAAAGCUUGGGCGUCUCGGCGCCCCCGGCUCGACUUCGUCGGGAUCAUCGGGGGAGUGGAAGCCGUCACUAUCCUCAAUCUCCGAGGACAAAGUGAUCAUGGAGAAAAGAGAAGAGAAUCGCACGGUUGGAUCUGAGCGGCUCGUUAAGAGAAAGAGUAUCUCUAGAAGUCCCCGGUCUAGUGGCGGUAGUUGGAACUAUAACGACGAUUAUGGGCGAUCUGCAUAUCCGGUUGUGGUUCCAGCUUUUUCUCCAACACCCUUCGUGUUUUAAUGGCGCGAGGUUCAUAUUCCUCCAUUGAUUGGACGUGGGUGAAUUAAACUAGAUAGUAAAUUAUGAGGUGAUUUAGUCAUGUGGGAAUUUUUUUUUAUUUUUUAUUUUCCUUCUAAAAAAUAUAAAUGUGUAAAGUAUUUCUUUGGAAUGUAUAAAGCUAUUUGUCAUA